Venustampulla echinocandica is the source of this 3144-nucleotide messenger RNA. RefSeq lists its product as uncharacterized. Lineage: Eukaryota; Fungi; Ascomycota; Leotiomycetes; Helotiales; Pleuroascaceae. The coding region runs from base 1 to 3144 and encodes 1047 amino acids. The record is from RefSeq and is a predicted model, not a curated record. The transcript is spliced from 10 exons.
AUGGGACGGAAGACUUAUACCCCCGAAGAGCGGCUUGCUCUAGCGCAGAAGCGCGGUUUUGCCGCAGAGACAACAUCUGAUCGACAAGACCAAUUGAGCAAGGUUGAACAAUUAUCUCUCGCUGGUGCCACCGAAAAAAGACACCAGGAUAGGUUUGCUUAUAAAGAUACUAGGUACCAUGCCGUAAAGGGUUUAAAAAUGGAGGUAUCACGGCGACCUGAUACCGCCACGUUCAAAGACUUUAUGGAGUAUUACGCUUCAUCACGAGAUGGCCUAAUUGACGAACUCCCGACGAUGCACAGUGUUCUUAAUAUGUGGUACAAAUUCGUGGGCUAUUUAAACCGCAUUACAAAGUCCAAGCUCGAUAGGCAAGUCUGUUCUGAUGUCGCUGCUUUUAUCAGUGGAUCUUUACGGCAGAAACUUAAUUUGAGCACAAAGAAGCGGGACAAAUACUUAGUCACCCAGAAAGAUCUGACGAGACUACUGGAGUAUCUUUGGUGUUCUGACGAUCAUGAAUAUCUUCAUGAGCGUUUAAGAGUUCAGUUGACAUUUUGUCUGAUAAUAUUUGCUGCUUGUGGCGCCAGAGCUGGUGCUAUUGUAGAAUCAAGCUCAUAUAAAGGGUCGAAUGAGGCGCUUACUUAUAAGGACUGCCAUAUUCACUUGGUACGGCGACUUGGCGGCGGAUUUGAGUUCCACCUCGAAAUAAUCCAGCGAUUCGUGAAGGGAAAGCGUGGUGAUGAGAACGACAACCUCCAUAUCAUCAUAACGCCAAAGGAUCGCUUGUUAUACAACGGAUUUUGGGUUCUGGCUAGCCUCGCGAUCGCUGACAAUGCUAUAAAAGGGUUUAAGACACUAGACGACCUUGAAAAGGCUCGUGUACCAGACGGUAGAGAUUCAUGGGAGCUAGAGUGGGAAGAGGACGCGCGUGACCUUCCCAUACUACGGAUGGCAACUGCAGAGGGGGUUCACAAGUAUAGAGCACUUACUUACGCUGCACUUUGGAAUCAGAUAGUCUCUCUCGGCAUUCGUGCUGGUUACAGAGACUCUGUCAAGAUCCAUGCUAUUCGUGCUGGUGUAGCAAAUAAGAUUAAAGAUCCAGAAAAGCGUAAACAGACCUUAGGUCACGGAGACCAUGUAAUAUAUUAUAAAUCCUACGCGUCAAAGAUCGUUGAAGUAGAUGGAUUGUCGGAAUACCUUGGCGAUGCGCCGUCUACUGAGCACAUUGAGCAGCUGCGCAGCAUGGAUCAUCGACGCGAUAAGAACGCUCCAAGGAAGCUUCCAGCAGCAGAGAAAGUUGAAUUUGAUCGGAGCCCUAAAAUUAGAGAGGUCAACAUGCGUAUAGAAAAGAUUACAAGAGAUAUAGCAGGUAAACCUGCCGAACACCCUGCCUUAUUCAAAGAGCGGCAGAAGUUAUACGGCGAGAAAAGACAACAACUCCGAUUAGCAGAGAGGCUAUCCAGAGAGAAAUGGUUUAAUACGAGCUAUGAUGUAGAAGCUUUACGACAAUUGCAAACCGAGGAAAUUGAUGCGAAGGCUCUAGCAAAACCGCGACAAAUAAGCACCUUUUACCUGACUCGUCGCCUCAUGCCAGCACGCGAUCGCGUCGCAAAUGUAAUACUCCUUACCCCGGAUCUACGAAGUGACAAAUAUCGAGCUGCUCAACGAGACAUUUAUAGCUUGUGCAUUGAUGAUAGCCGGGUAGCAUAUCGGCCAAACGAACAUCCCAUCGAUGGAGCAUGUCCCCGCGAGGGCUGUUCGACAGCUAUGAUUGAAUUGCCGGUAGCCAUGCGCUCAAGACACAUCCACGCCUGUCGUCAACGCGAGCUACGAGAUACCUUGAGCCAACAGCCUAGUUCAUACUCUCGCCGACUUCGAAACCGCAAACUACCAUUCGCAGAAUAUUGUUAUGCAUGUUGCGAGUGGAGUUGUAGCGAAGAUAGCUGGAACAGCCAUUGUAGAUCUCAUCUUGAGAGGCUGGAAUUAAGAUGCGGGCUUUUAUCCUUUCGCUACACGCUAGUAGUCGCAGGCUACUGCCCUUUCUGCUUGGGCGAUGAGGGCCUCUCGCCAUCCCAGAGGAUGCGGCAAUGGAUGACGAAGCCAACGCUGCUCAAUCACAUUGAUAUACACCUUACUACUUAUACAGGAUUGGAAUGUCCGCACCCCAUCUGCCAUGUAUCUCUCGAGCGCCCUUCAGAUUUCACAGCCCAUUUUGAGGAUGUUCAUAUCAUUGGAGAACCACGUUCAAACUGUGUGAGCAGGAAUCGAAGGCGUGAUGAUGAGAAAGAAGAGAUACAGGGCAUGAAUGGCGAGGCCACAGACCAUAUGACCCGUAAGCUUGUAGUCAUAGGUGGUACCCCUCAUUUUAUGGCACAGAUGGCGUCUGCAGAAUGGCUACAAAGUAUCCCUACUCCCGCAAGCGGUGCUAAAGUACUUCGAUUAUAUACAUUUACGAUGAGCUGCCCGCGAACCAGCAACCAGGAAAGAGCCAGGAGGCGAACGGAAUGUCGGAAGAAGUUGUCCGAGCACAUUCACUCACGGCUUGGGAUUGCUGUUCUACCCGCAAAUGUCAAGCUCAUGACCAAAUCAGAAGACCCAUAUCAAUGGAAUAUCUUCUCAACAGACAAGACCGCAUUAUUUGACAAACAACUAAGCAAGCACUCAACCGGUGCCUACAUCGACCUGUGCAACGGAGUAGGAGUGCAUUUCGAGGCAGUACUAUCGGAAGGGGCGGCGAACCACGAGCAGACAGGACGACCCAUUAUAACAGGAGCAAUUCCUAACGGAAAAGGGAAUUCAAAUCAUCUAAGUAGAGAUAUUGAUAAAGUUCACGUUGCCGCCGAAGAAUGGCGCGAGCGAUAUAAAGCCGAAUUGGCUAGAAGAGAGUCGCUGGAGGUUGAACUGGCGGCUGUCAAAUCGGAGAAUACAGAACUAUUAAAUGAGAUCAAGGCUCUGCGCGAAGUAGAAGUAACGCGGACACUCGACCUUGAUAAGACAAAGGAGAUCUUGUCCAGAUUAUCGCAUAUGCUCCAAGACCGAGCAUCAAAGGCUUAUGAGGACUUACAACAAGUUACCCGGGUCGCAGAGUACCUACACUUGGGAAGCAAACCGCUAGUUACAAUGCAGGGACAUCUGGCAACUGGUUAA